Aquila chrysaetos chrysaetos is the source of this 5866-nucleotide messenger RNA. RefSeq names its product ephrin B1 (gene EFNB1). Gene Ontology annotation, molecular function: ephrin receptor binding. Gene Ontology annotation, biological process: axon guidance; ephrin receptor signaling pathway. The record is from RefSeq and is a predicted model, not a curated record. Gene Ontology annotation, cellular component: plasma membrane. Bases 110 to 1114 code for a protein of 334 amino acids. NCBI's taxonomy places the organism in Eukaryota, Metazoa, Chordata, Aves, Accipitriformes, Accipitridae. The transcript is spliced from 5 exons.
GCUGUGCGGGAGGGGACGGCGGCGGCGGCGGCGGGACGGGAGACGGAGGAAGGCGGCGGGGAAGCGGUAUGGGCGCCUGACGCCCGUCCCGUCCCGCCGCCGAGGGACGAUGGCGCGGCCCCGCGGCGGGCGGUGGUUGCUGGGCGUCCUCCUCGCCCUGUGCCGUCUGGCCGCGCCGCUCGCCAAGAGCCUGGAACCGGUCUCCUGGAGCGCCGGUAACCCCAAAUUCAUGACUGGGAAGGGGCUGGUCAUCUACCCGGAGAUUGGGGAUAAACUGGACAUUAUCUGCCCCAAGGCGGAGCCGUCCAAGCCUUACGAGUACUACAAGCUGUACCUGGUGAAGAAGGACCAGGCAGAUGCCUGCAGCACCGUCAUGGACCCCAACGUGCUGGUGACGUGCAACCGGCCCGAGCAGGAGAUCCGCUUCACCAUCAAGUUUCAGGAGUUCAGCCCCAACUACAUGGGCCUGGAGUUCAAGCGGCAGCAGGAUUACUUCAUCACAUCCACUUCCAACGGGACACUGGAUGGCCUGGAGAACCGGGAAGGAGGGGUCUGCCAGACGCGGUCCAUGAAGAUUGUCAUGAAAGUGGGGCAGGAUCCGAACGCGGUGAUCCCAGAGCAGCUGACGACGAGUCGGCCGAGCAAGGAGUCUGACAACACCAUGAAAAUCGUCACGCAGAGCCCGCGCAGCAAGGUCCCCGCGGUGGAGGAGCCCGGCAAGCCGGGCUCCGUCAACCAGGAUGGCCAGGAGACCCAAGGUCCCAGCGACGGCUUCUUGAGCUCCAAGGUGGCCGUCUUUGCGGCGAUCGGCGCCGGCUGCGUCAUCUUCAUCCUCAUCAUCAUCUUCCUCGUCGUCCUCCUGAUCAAGAUCCGCAAGCGGCACCGGAAGCACACGCAGCAGCGAGCCGCAGCCUUGUCCCUCAGCACCUUGGCCAGCCCGAAAUGCAGCGGGAACGCGGGCUCCGAGCCCAGCGACAUCAUCAUCCCCUUACGGACUACAGAGAAUAACUACUGCCCGCACUACGAGAAGGUGAGCGGGGACUACGGGCACCCCGUCUACAUUGUCCAGGAGAUGCCCCCCCAGAGCCCAGCCAACAUUUACUACAAGGUGUGAGGAGCAGCCUGGGCAAGCCGCCGAUGCAGGAGCGCGGGAGCGCCGAGCGCGGGGGGCAGCCGCCCCCCCCGGGUCUCCCCACGGGCGGUCUGGCGCCGGGAGGGAGGAAGCGAAACGAACCCCACGGCACGGCGCGGGGAGCGCCGGGGUCCGGCGCUGGAGAGCGGAUGGCUCGCUCGCACGCUCGCGCGCUGAUUUCUCCCCUUUGUAUUUAGUUUUGUAGUUCUCAGCUUUUGUAAUCCCGAGACUCGAGGGUGAGCCUUCAGCAUCCUCCUCUUCUUCUCCAGACUGCGGCCGGCCAGGGGGCGGGCGCCGUGCCUUUCCGUGCUCGCUCGGACACCGCCGGCAAUCCCGGACACUCCACCUCCCCUUUUCGUUUUGGGAUUUCCCUGCGUCGCCCCUACGUCCUUGCGUGAAGUGCCCGUGCGCCUGGCGCCGCGUCGGCCGCCGCUUGGGUCCCGGAGCCUGGACCGACACCAGGGCCGCGGCGAGGAGCCUCGGUCCGAGGAGGAGCGAGCAGCCGCGGGGGGAGGAGGAGGAUGCUCUGCCUAGGUGCCAAGAUGCAGACAACUGUGCAGGGAGGAAGCUGGCAAACCCGAUUUACUACUACUACUAUUAUUAUUAUUAUAAUUAUUUUAAUUUUUUGUAACAUUUUUAUUUUUGUGAAUUCCGGGCGGGACUCCGGCCCGCCGCCCGCCGCCUUCGGGCACACGCCGUCGCCUCCUUCCAGCACGCCGUCCCGCCGGCCGCGGGGCAGACCCCGCUGCUCCCGCCGCUGCCCUUUUAAACUUUUGUGUUCGUAGCUGUUGACUCUUGUUUUAGUCUCUUUAUAAAAAGAAAGAAAGAAAAAAAAAAAAUAUAUCUAUACCAUGUCUCAAGCAUUCAGUGCGCGAGAGUCCGGGUGCUCCUCCGGCCCCGCGCGGAGCAGCGGCCUCGGCCGGCAGCUCUUCCAGACCCCCCGAGGGCACCCCGCUGCAGAGAAAAGCCUUUGCUGAGGGUUUCCAUUGGGCUGGGGCUGAGCCUGCUGGAAGCGAAGUGGGGGGCGGCGGGAGGGCAGGGGGUAGCUGCAGCCCCCGGUCCUGUACCCCAGCCGGCGAUGCUGCGGGUGGCUUUCCUUGGGAAGGAAAACUGGAAAACAAACGUUCCCGACCCACAGCCCGUGCCGGGGGGGGGGAGCUGGGGGUGCCAGGAGGAGGCCAGCGCUCAGAGCUGGAAGCCCCCCGGGAGGUAUCCCUCCGGCCGGCUGGAGCACCGGGCUUGACUUGGUUGGGAGCGGAGCUGAAGGCUUCUCCACCCGCCUGGUUUUCCAGGACAACCCAGUGCCCCUCUGCGGGACCUGCCGUCGGGAACCGGUCCCCAGCAGCGCCUGCCGCCCGCGGGAGCAUCACCCGGCCGUGCCACCUCCCGGGGGUCCCGCAGCCCGGGCUCCCCCUGCCCUUGCCUUGCCCAUCUCCUGCCCAAAACUGGGAGGGGGUUGAGCCUUGGGCUCCUUUGGCGGGAUCGUUCCCAGCUUUCUCUCCCCGGGAGGACCCGCCGGCACCGUAGCCGAUGCCGGUGAGCACGGCGGGGCUGGCGGUGCCCGCGGCCGUGCCCUGCUGCCCUCCGGUCCUCGGGCUGUCCCAGCCUGGGGGCCGGCGGCCGCCCCCUCCUUCCUCGCUUUCUUUUCCUUUCAGAAGUAGCUGCUUUUGCUCAGGGAGCAAGCGUGGGGCAGGCGGUUCUGCUCCCCCGGGGCGGCUCGCCGCGCUGCCGGGCGGUGGGUUUGCGGUGGCACGGGGUUGCCUGGCCUGGUUUGUCCUUGCCUGUCCCCAGGGCCUCGAAACCCGCGUUAGGAAGUGCCCAAAGAGCGAGGGAGCUGCUCUGCAAAAGUGCCUUGACGAGGAGCGGGCAGGAGGGGCAGAGCAGGGGACGGGGAAACCUGGCGGCUCGGAUGCUGUACUGGGGGUUUGGCCGCGGUCCUGAGCGGGACGGGAGCAUCCCUUGGUGUCGCGUUGUUGGGGUUUUUUUGGGUUUUUUUUGGUUUUUUUCUAAAAAGGAGUUUGGGCUGGAGCGGAGCAGGCUGCCCCAGCUCUCCUCCCGCCCUCGGCAUCCCGAAGUGAGGACGGCUGCCAGGGUCCUAAACCGGCUACUGCCCUCAGGAGAGAAGAGCCGCGGUGGGUGCUCCCCCCUGCCCAGCCCUUCUCCCCGCUCCCCCGGCCCCCCGUGUAGCACCUUUCAGCCCCCUUUCCUCCACGGCAUCCAUGCCAGCGCUGCCCACCCCGGGCUGCUGCUGAAGGGCCGGGAGCCGCCCCAGCCGGGACCCCCAUUCCCUGCCGGGACCCCCGUUCCCUGCCGGGGGACGGGGUCUGCUCUCAGAAAUCACAGAAAAUUGUGUCUUAAAGAAAAUCCCCCUUUUCCCUCACCGGUGCCCUCUUCCAUCUGCAAAAUCAUGACCUGCAGUUCCUGAAGCGAGCAGAGCCGCGGUUGGGCGGUGGUGAUGGUGGUGGCAGUGGUGAAGGAUGCUUUAUCGAUGGGGAGCUUCUCCCCGCAGCCCGGAGAGCAGCGGCUGGCGUGGAGGAGGCGGUUGGAAAAUGAUUUAGUUUUGGUUUGUUUUUAGAGGAGAAGGGAAGGAGUCUGGCCAUGGGUUGUACCAAAAGCAAACUGAUGGCCCUGGGUGGUUUCCCACGGUGGCUCUUCCCCGGCACGGUGGCUGUCCCCAGCUGGGCUGAGGCUCAGCAGCUCCCAUCAGCUUCACUCCUGCUGCUGGGGGCAGCUGAGAAACCUUGUAAAUAUGUGAAGAAAGGGUGAAAUCGGAACUCUUGGUUUUUGCUGAGCACCUCGGUCUGCUGGGUCCUGAAACGGAGUGUGUCCCUUCGGUUCUUUUCAUUGAAAGCAUUGAAGUUUGGUUGGUUUUUUCUUUUUUUUUUUUUUUUUUUUGUCCCCCCCAUUUUGUUUGUGUAAAUACUAGUCUUUUUUGGAAGAAAUAAUGUAAAGAUGUUUUGUAUAAACUCUGAAUUAUUUUCUGGUUGCUUUUUCUUAGAAAAACAAAUGAGAACUAAAAAAAAAAAAGAAAAAAAAAAAAGAAAUUUUAACCACAAGAACGGGUGUAAAACAUUGUCAUACUGCGCUCAGCCCCGGAGCUGCUCCGCGGGGCUGUGCUGGUGUGCGGGUGCUGCCGGGCAGAAUGGCUGCGGGGGGGGGCUCGGUCCCCCCUGGGGGGGUCGAGAUGGGGUAAGGGGCCAUGCCCUUGAUAUAAUGCAAGAUCUGCCAGGCCCCAAGCAGAGAUCGAGGCCAGGAGCACCGGUUCUGCCCCCAGCGCGGCACAGCGGGGCUGGUCGUGCCCUUUGCCGCCGGCACAGCGCCGGCACUCGCGGCAGGGUCAGACUUGGCUUUUUCCCAGCGAGUUUCUGGCCGUCCUGGGUCCGGGCAGAGCUUUCAGCCCCGGCCUGAGCACAGGCAAGAGGCUCGGUAGCACAAGGUGAACAAAAGGAGCAUCAAAUUUAUCUCCUUUUUUGUCUUUAACCAAAAAAACCUGAACCUCGGGAUGUGUAACUCAAUGCAGCAUCCCGAGAUCCUGAUCCGCUUUUCCAGACCCGCGGAGCUGCUGCUGUUGCAGAUCCCUUUCCCCAGCUAUCCCUAUCUUCCAGUUGCCAACCGCAAGCACACGGUAGCCCGAUCUCUGCUUGUUGCCCGGGCCGGGGGCGGCUCGCUCCUCUUCAGCAGCCCCCACGUUUUAUACAGGGCAGUGCCAGGGGUCCCCGUGCCCACCGAAGCCAUCUCCGGUGUCACCGGCAUGCCUGGCAUUUCCCCGUGGGCAGCCGGGAGCUCCCUGUCGUCCCACUUGCUCACAGGAGCCGGGCAGUUGCCCGUGAAUCUGCAUUAUAUCAGCAGAGGGUGAGGGGGGGCUGCCGCAGCCUCCGCUGCCCCUGGGGGGGGUAUUUGGAGGUGCUGGAGCAGGGCUGGUCCUCCCUCCCUCCCGGCCACACCGCGCACCAGCACACCCGCGUCGCGCGCUCCCACAUUUCAGAGCUGUGACCACGUCUCCAUCCCACGGCGUCGCAUCCGCGCCCUCGCCACGGUCCCGCGUCCCGAGGUGGGAAAAGUCCCCGCGUUCCCGGGCGGCCCCGCGUCACGCGAUCAACCAGCCGCGGGGCCGCUGCCCCGACCCCGUGCCCGGCUGCCUUUGCCGCGGUGCCGGCACCGCCGGAACGUCCAGGCUGCGAGGUUUUCCCUGUCCGUCCUCUGCUGCCGUUAGCCGAGAGGUGGAUUCGGGCUUGGAGCCUGGAUGUGGCCGGUCCCGCUGCCGGCGCAGGGCACGCGGGAUGGCGGGCUUUGGCCGAGGGCCGGGAAUUGCCGCUGGCGAGCGCCUGGAGCGGUUUGGGCACCGCGCAGCUUGGCGGUGCGGGGGGACGCCGGGGCUUCGGCCGUGGCACGGAGGGAGCAAGGACCCUCUGUGCCAGCGCCUCCCCGGGCUGCUGCAGGGGGCACGUCCCGGAGCAGGGCUCGGCAAUCCCGCGCUGGUUGAUCGUCCUCGGCUGCCGGUGGGGCUCCGGUGGUGCCGGGCGCCGGGGUCCCGUCGGCCGCUCUCCCCGGCGCCGCAGACUUUUGUUUCUUCGUGUCAUGUUCCUCUUUUUGAUUCCUUUCGCCUUCUCCCCAGCUCUCCCGCCCAGUAGCAUAUCAUCGGCAUCGGUAACCAGCUCUGUGGCAUCUGAACUCCAUGGAGCCGUGAUGGAACCUGAUAUAUUGUUAAAUAAAAGGGUUUUUUUCCUAUGGAAA